GGAUUUCAGCAAAGUCAACCAUGGCAAUAAGAUGAAAAACACGCCUCUCACCUAGUCAAUCAAAAAAUAGUGCUAGCUAAGCACAUACCAUUAUUGUGUGUGGCAGCCAGUCCAACGAGCCCUACACAUUAUUGCAUUUGCUGCCGUGCUGAACAAGGACUGUUACAGCUGUGUGGGAUGUUGACGUGUCUGCUGGCUAUAAAUGCAAGAGCACACCCAGUCACAAUGCGAUUUGAACAUCUGACGAACAGAGAGCAAAACCAUGUGAAAAGAAGAGGAUGAAAAGGUGCAUUCAUUUACACUUCGCUAAAAAGAGGGGGCGGGGGUACAACAUAAUUUACUGAGAUACCUCAUGUGACCGUCAGUGACACCGCUGCUCUAGACCAGUGAUCUGCCUCCGCCGCCGCUGAUGAUGAUGGAGGGAGUGCUUUUUCCUUCUGCCAGUCUUGAUGCAAAGUACAGCUGGUGAUGACCUGGAUGGUGCCAUGUAAAUGACUGAAGACCAUGAAGCCCACACACAAGCUGCUGUUCGUCCUGUGCCCCAUGCUGGUCCUGGGCUUUAUUUACUACUCCUCCGGGAAGCUACAUCUACACGUAUGGGGCCAGAAGCCUCAGAGUGAUGCAGAAACGACAGCUGUAGACCUGACUAAAGGUGCUGAAGUGAAAAGGAUAACAGAGUUGGAAACGGACAUCUCCGUGGGACGAAUAGUAGGCUCAGUGUAUGAUAAGCAGGGCUUUUUGCUGCAGCUGGACACAAAACUGCCACCGGAGUUGGCAUACAAGUAUGGCAACCUCAGCGAAGGAGUGUGCAAGCUGGGAUAUGCAGCAGCCAAGAUGACUGCCAUCUAUCCUAAGUUUAUGAAACCAGCGCCCAUGUUUCUUGAUCGGAACUUCAAACGUCUUGCAAAAGUCAGCAAUUACUUACCUCCAUUUGGUUUCAAAACACAAGAGAGAGUCAUAGACAGCAUUUUAACUGCCACCAAAAACUACGGGCUUGGAGAUGAACUGGACAGUCUCAACUGUAAAAGAUGCAUCAUUGUGGGCAACGGGGGCAUCCUGUACAACAAGUCUCUGGGUUCCCGUAUCGAUGACUAUGAUGUUGUCGUGAGGUUGAAUGAAGCUCCAGUAGCUGGUUACAGCAAGGACGUAGGGACCAAAACUACCUUGCGGAUUACCUAUCCUGAGGGAGCUAUUCAGAAGCCUGAAAACUAUGAAAAAGACUCGCUUUUUGUUUUUUCUGCUUUCAAACCACUGGAUUUCAAGUGGCUAAGACAGAUGGUCUUCAAGGAGAAACUGAGGGGUACAGAGGGUUUUUGGAAGUCGGUGGCCCACUAUGUGCCUCGUGAGCCGACCGAGAUGAGAAUCCUCAAUCCCUACUUCAUCCAAGAGGCCGCCUUCCAGUUCAUAGGCCUGCCUUUCAACAAUGGCCUGAUGGGCAAAGGGAACAUUCCAACUUUAGGCACAGUUGCCAUAACGAUGGCACUGCAUAACUGUGAUGAGGUGGCGGUGGCUGGUUUCGGGUACGACAUGAACACGCCCCACGCACCCUUGCACUAUUACGAGACUGUCAAAAUGUCUGCCAUCAAAGAGUCUUGGACACACAACAUAUCUAAGGAGAAAGAGUUCCUGCGCAAGCUAGUGAAGGCCAAUGUCAUCACAGACCUGACCAACGGUAUCUGAGUUUACACCCACCCAGUCUCCUUCUGCCUUUCCCAAAGGACUACAAAACAGGAAGCUGGGAAAUGGAUCAAGUCUGGGAGAAAGAACCGUUAGAGUCCGGGUGGCCUGCACACUGCCGGGGUUUUUAUAUCAAAGGAGAUUAUUUAAAAAAAAUUAAUAAAUACAAAAAAAGAUACAGUAGGGUUUUUGUGGAGUGAUGCACACACAUGUGCCUUCUGAACCAAAGACUCCUGCUGAUUGAAGCUGGGGGGGGUGGCGACGUGGGGAGAACUGAAUCUGCCCGUUUCCUAUCUUAUCAAAAGGACAGUUGCAGGAAAGCUCCGCUGGGCCAGCACUUCAGCGUUUGACGUUUGCCACUUCAAACCCUCCUCCACCCCCCCACGAGUAUCAUAUGAAUGAAUCGCAAGAGCAGAGGUGACCAAGGAUGUACAGAUGUCAGGAUUUCAGUUGACGGAAGGGACAGAAGAGAAAAGGAAUAAUUAAAGGACUGAAACAGAGAGCGUGCAGGGAUUGGGUUGUGUAUUAGCAGUGCCAAACGUACCUCGAUCAAAGGAGAGGUGGCCCUCCUCUCCUUUUGCUGCCUGAAUGUAUUUACCUUCCUCAGUGUAAAUAUCAAAGAUUUUUACUGUGCUACAAGCUGCAGCAGCCCCCCAACCCCUUCCCCUCCCCUCCUCACCCCCGUCUGCCAUUUGUCCAUUCAUUCACUCAUUCAUUAAUUUUUUAUUUUUUUUUUACUUUUUUUUUAAACUGUCUGUCCAGAGUCCAAAAUUACCACUUGCCAAGCCAGGUGACAAGAGUUAAAUCAGCAAGAGGUCACCUGUCAAAAUGGUUGGUUUCAUGUUUUUAGACGCCAUCGUUCAAGUGUUUUAGGAGUAUUCAGACAUCAGAGUUUGAAGAUUUGUUUGUUUUUGCUGCCAUGUUGACCUCUGUAAAUUCACUGGAAUCAAAUUAAAGCAGUGACUCCGAAAUCCCGGCAGUCGCUGCCUGUUAAGCUGGCUCAGCACAGGAUGCUUAUUUGUGUUUCCUGAUGUCUUAAUGGAUCUCUGGCAGCUCGCAUCAGUUGAGACGCCAAGUUUUAAAUUAAAACUAAAUAUGCUUGUUUUUUGAAUUAUUUAAAAAUGAUCAGAUUCUCUACAUGCAAUGGCGCUGACAACAGGUAGGAGUUAAAAAAGUGUAUGAAUUAUUUUGUCUAAAUUAUUUUUAUUGUGGGAUUUAAUUUUUAUAGUUUACUAGCUCUGGCAGGUGAGACCUGAAGUUAAACAUGCAGCAUCUCUUCCACCUCUACGUCUCUUUGUAAACCCUUCUUCCUCUUACUCCAUUCAUGUCACGAUACAGUCUUCAUUGCCAUGGAGACGUGCCCUGUCCUGGUCAAACAUAGAACAGACUGCACGUAUGUCGAAUCCAUAGACUAUAUAAGCGAAUCCCUCUUCCAUCCUCUCGUUGCUGCAGAUUUUCCUUGUUCUUCAGUAACUGGUGAAAUCUUUGAUUGUAGAAUAUAAAUAUAUAUUUUUGUUUUUAGGUUGAUUUUAAAUUAUUUAUUUCGUUACAAGGUCCCAGCAUUUUGGUCACAGGCAGGCCUGCUUUCUGUUGUUUUGUUCACAGGAAACAAGAGUUUGUGUUUCUUUUGAAUUCACCACCAUGUGCUUCCUCAGAGACUGCAUCAUCUUUAUGUUUGUGGCAGACGCUAUGUUUAAAUCCAUACAUGAAUCUGUCUUUAAUUGGCUUAAUGUUGAAUGUUGUUAAACCAGCAGCCUUUUAUUUCUUUACUUGUGCUUUUUUGUGACAAUGGACAUACAAUAGCAUUUUUUUUUUUUUUUUCUUGGCAACAUUUAGAGAAUAUGUGAGUUGUGAGUAAAUCACCAUUCAAUCUCAAAUCAGCAUUUCAUGUGUUGAUCUUGCCUUUGCACUUUGAUGGCACGGUCACAUUUGCCACGUAUUUUUCAGUAUUUUGACACUGCAUAAGCAGAGCAGUUGUUCAGUGUUAUAUAAUCAAACAGUUUGCUUCUCCUUCUGCUUGCUCCUCGUCAAAAAAAAAAAAAUCAAUGCGAGAAUGUCAAAAUGUCACCUCUCUGUUUGCUCAUCAUCUCUACAUAUGAAUGCGAUAAUCAGCUUUAUGUAGUAAUGGUGCAUUUUAAAUUUUUAAUUACUUUAUCAGAUGACAGUUUAGUGGGAUUUCACCUAAUUUCUGUAUCUACUUCUUUGGAAGUGCAUACUUACUGUACACACACACACUUGCACACACACAGACUCACUUUCAUUCCUCUCAAUCAGUAAGCUGCUGUUAUUACAUCUGUUAAAUUGCUACUUUUUUUUUUUUUUUUUCAUUUCACAAACACUGCUGGGAUUGUGCAGCCAGUUCUGUCGGAGCAGGCUGCAGGGUUUAAAUGAAAAGAUCACUUUUUGCAUAAAUAGGCCCUGCUUGGGUACUUCAGAGCAAAGGUACAGGGAACAGCUGACCAUUGCACUAUCAUGAGGCAUCUCAGCGCCUUACACCUCAUCACCUGGAAACUGUGGCAAGGAGUUUGACGCAGGAAAGUAACUCCAGCCGGUCCAGUAUGUCAGCUGUCAGCUGCAGGUCAGGACAGGUCAUUCCUCUGAUUUGGGACCAGUCCAUUUCAUAUCUGUGGUGUAUAAACAGCACAUUACAUACAGUAUAGGAAGACUUGAAGCAACCAUAAUGGUGGUUUUGUAUGUUUUAGCCACAAAUCCACAUAUAUGUUGGCUGCUAUAAAGUAAUUGUUUUGUUUGUCUGAGGUUGCGUAUGUUUGUGUGUAGCGUAUGGUUUCGGACAACAUGGCUCAUCAGUGAUAUAUUUUCCGGCAGCUGACUGUUUAUGCUUGAUCAUCAGUGUCCUUGAAUGCAGCCACACUAUCGUAUCAUGAUAGUACGUGACUCACAAAAAAAAAAAAAAAAGACAA
This is a messenger RNA of Scomber japonicus (chub mackerel), 4598 nucleotides long. RefSeq names its product ST3 beta-galactoside alpha-2,3-sialyltransferase 3b (gene st3gal3b). NCBI's taxonomy places the organism in Eukaryota, Metazoa, Chordata, Actinopteri, Scombriformes, Scombridae. The record is from RefSeq and is a predicted model, not a curated record. The coding region runs from base 505 to 1680 and encodes 391 amino acids. The transcript has 13 exons. Gene Ontology annotation, molecular function: sialyltransferase activity.